Pan troglodytes (chimpanzee) is the source of this 2187-nucleotide messenger RNA. RefSeq names its product prostaglandin-endoperoxide synthase 2 (gene PTGS2). Gene Ontology annotation, cellular component: cytoplasm; neuron projection. The record is from RefSeq and is a predicted model, not a curated record. Gene Ontology annotation, molecular function: heme binding; peroxidase activity; oxidoreductase activity, acting on single donors with incorporation of molecular oxygen, incorporation of two atoms of oxygen. Gene Ontology annotation, biological process: response to oxidative stress; cyclooxygenase pathway. The transcript is spliced from 10 exons. The coding region runs from base 132 to 1946 and encodes 604 amino acids. Lineage: Eukaryota; Metazoa; Chordata; Mammalia; Primates; Hominidae.
UUGUCAGACGACUUGCAGUGAGCGUCAGGAGCACGUCCAGGAACUCCUCAGCAGCGCCUCCUUCAGCUCCACAGCCAGACGCCCUCAGACAGCAAAGCCUACCCCCGCGCCGCGCCCUGCCCGCCGCUGCGAUGCUCGCCCGCGCCCUGCUGCUGUGCGCGGUCCUGGCGCUCAGCCAUACAGCAAAUCCUUGCUGUUCCCACCCAUGUCAAAACCGAGGUGUAUGUAUGAGUGUGGGAUUUGACCAGUAUAAGUGCGAUUGUACCCGGACAGGAUUCUAUGGAGAAAACUGCUCAACACCGGAAUUUUUGACAAGAAUAAAAUUAUUUCUGAAACCCACUCCAAACACAGUGCACUACAUACUUACCCACUUCAAGGGAUUUUGGAACGUUGUGAAUAACAUUCCCUUCCUUCGAAAUGCAAUUAUGAGUUAUGUGUUGACAUCCAGAUCACAUUUGAUUGACAGUCCACCAACUUACAAUGCUGACUAUGGCUACAAAAGCUGGGAAGCCUUCUCUAACCUCUCCUAUUAUACUAGAGCCCUUCCUCCUGUGCCUGAUGACUGCCCGACUCCCUUGGGUGUCAAAGGUAAAAAGCAGCUUCCUGAUUCAAAUGAGAUUGUGGAAAAAUUACUUCUAAGAAGAAAGUUCAUCCCUGAUCCCCAGGGCUCAAACAUGAUGUUUGCAUUCUUUGCCCAGCACUUCACGCAUCAGUUUUUCAAGACAGAUCAUAAGCGAGGGCCAGCUUUCACCAACGGGCUGGGCCAUGGGGUGGACUUAAAUCAUAUUUACGGUGAAACUCUGGCUAGACAGCAUAAACUGCGCCUUUUCAAGGAUGGAAAAAUGAAAUAUCAGAUAAUUGAUGGAGAGAUGUAUCCUCCCACAGUCAAAGAUACUCAGGCAGAGAUGAUCUACCCUCCUCAAGUCCCUGAGCAUCUACGGUUUGCUGUGGGGCAGGAGUUCUUUGGUCUGGUGCCUGGUCUGAUGAUGUAUGCCACAAUCUGGCUGCGGGAACACAACAGAGUAUGCGAUGUGCUUAAACAGGAGCAUCCUGAAUGGGGUGAUGAGCAGUUGUUCCAGACAAGCAGGCUAAUACUGAUAGGAGAGACUAUUAAGAUUGUGAUUGAAGAUUAUGUGCAACACUUGAGUGGCUAUCACUUCAAACUGAAAUUUGACCCAGAACUACUUUUCAACAAACAAUUCCAGUAUCAAAAUCGUAUUGCUGCUGAAUUUAACACCCUCUAUCACUGGCAUCCCCUUCUGCCUGACACCUUUCAAAUUCAUGACCAGAAAUACAACUAUCAACAGUUUAUCUACAACAACUCUAUAUUACUGGAACAUGGAAUUACCCAGUUUGUUGAAUCAUUCACCAGGCAAAUUGCUGGCAGGGUUGCUGGUGGUAGGAAUGUUCCACCCGCAGUACAGAAAGUAUCACAGGCUUCCAUUGACCAGAGCAGGCAGAUGAAAUACCAGUCUUUUAAUGAGUACCGCAAACGCUUUAUGCUGAAGCCCUAUGAAUCAUUUGAAGAACUUACAGGAGAAAAGGAAAUGUCUGCAGAGUUGGAAGCACUCUAUGGUGACAUCGAUGCUGUGGAGCUGUAUCCUGCCCUUCUGGUAGAAAAGCCUCGGCCAGAUGCCAUCUUUGGUGAGACCAUGGUAGAAGUUGGAGCACCAUUCUCCUUGAAAGGACUUAUGGGUAAUGUUAUAUGUUCUCCUGCCUACUGGAAGCCAAGCACUUUUGGUGGAGAAGUGGGUUUUCAAAUCAUCAACACUGCCUCAAUUCAGUCUCUCAUCUGCAAUAACGUGAAGGGCUGUCCCUUUACUUCAUUCAGUGUUCCAGAUCCAGAGCUCAUCAAAACAGUCACCAUCAAUGCAAGUUCUUCCCGCUCCGGACUAGAUGAUAUCAAUCCCACAGUACUACUAAAAGAACGUUCGACUGAACUGUAGAAGUCUAAUGAUCAUAUUUAUUUAUUUAUAUGAACCAUGUCUAUUAAUUUAAUUAUUUAAUAAUAUUUAUAUUAAACUCCUUAUGUUACUUAACAUCUUCUGUAACAGAAGUCAGUACUCCUGUUGCGGAGAAAGGAGUCAUACUUGUGAAGACUUUUAUGUCACUACUCUAAAGAUUUUGCUGUUGCUGUUAAGUUUGGAAAACAGUUUUUAUUCUGUUUUAUAAACCAGAGAGAAAUGA